AUCCUUUGAGCCCAGAAAUCCAAUCUACUGGUAGGGUGUUAGAGAAAGAGGCAUGUUGGAGAAUGAGACUAAGCCUGCGCGGCCUGAUUGGAACAACUAAUGGCUCACUACUUGGCAAGGCUGAGUGCCGCGGAGAGCGAGGUCAGACGCGAAAGGACCCUGACAGUACCUCUGCGACGAAAGCUAGCAAUAUUACAUGUCACAUAGAACUGGCCGAAUCCUUUGAGAGCAUUAGGUAACACCCAGGCAAUGAGGGAUCAAUAACUUCAGGCAACAAAAACGGUGACACGUUUUCUGCCUGCGAUACGGAUGAAACCAACAUGACUAAUUCUGUCAACAGCGCUUUGACGCUUCUAAGCCAAGACCAUGCAGGGUCUUGGGGGUCAAUGAUCAUCUUACUCAGGGUGUUUGUUGGUUCGUCGUGAGAUGCACACUCAUUUUCGGGUUUUAAGUGUGAUGGCGGUGAUAUCCGGAGCCAUGCCAUGUAUCCGCUACGAUCCACCGCGUCUAUUAAUAAUAGCGGCGAGAGACAACAAGAGAGACAAAGAGUCGGGAAUAAGAGAGGGAAUCCGGUGGGACUGCCGUGUGCCAAGGACUUUGUUCCUCCUUGAUCCUCCCCAAAAGGUCUGGCAACCCGGAGGUGUUUCCCACAUCAGCAUCUGGUCUCGUGCAGGUGAGUUGGUGAGGAGAAUAAUGCCGAUGGACGAGCGGGGAAGCGAGGUUGCAGCUGGUCCCAUGUAUCCAUGCAAAUGAGCGGAUUCUAACAUCAUAUGGAGGUAUGCACACGUGCUACGUGCCUGCUUGGUGCAGUUUGCAAUCGAACCUACAGUUGAACCUACAAUUCCACAAAACACUAACGGCACGUCAACGCAUGAUGCAACACGGGAAAGAUUUCACUGGCCAAGAGAGCAGAGAUGCAAUGGCAAUUGGGUAGAAGGGGGCUAUGUAAGACAGUGUUGGAGUGAGACAGCGGGAAGAGGCAGAACGGGAAAAAUUGUGAAUAACAAUAAUCAAAGGGGAAUAAAUUGAACGGACAAGAGAUUUCUCUGGAAGCCUUGGCGGUGGAGUAUUCCACAG
Messenger RNA from Aspergillus welwitschiae, 1077 nucleotides. RefSeq lists its product as uncharacterized. The record is from RefSeq and is a predicted model, not a curated record. The transcript has a single exon. The coding region runs from base 427 to 753 and encodes 108 amino acids. NCBI's taxonomy places the organism in Eukaryota, Fungi, Ascomycota, Eurotiomycetes, Eurotiales, Aspergillaceae.